Enterobius vermicularis (human pinworm) is the source of this 798-nucleotide messenger RNA. The record is from the annotation of a GenBank genome assembly. NCBI's taxonomy places the organism in Eukaryota, Metazoa, Nematoda, Chromadorea, Rhabditida, Oxyuridae.
AUGGCAGAACGUGGAGGAUUCAGAGGCGGUUUUGGAAGCGGGGCAGGACGAGGUCGUGGAGCAGGCGGAGAGCGUGGUCGAGGGCGAGGUCGUGGUAGGGGACGUGGCGGAAGGGGUGGAAAAGACGGAGAAAAGGAAUGGAUGCCUGUCACGAAAUUGGGUCGUUUGGUGAAAGACAAAAAAAUAAUGUCCCUUGAGGAGAUCUAUCUUUACUCGUUGCCAAUAAAAGAGUACGAAAUCAUUGAUCAUCUACUCUUUAAUUUGAAGGAUGAAGUUCUGAAAAUAAUGCCUGUGCAGAAGCAAACUCGGGCUGGUCAGCGUACUCGUUUUAAGGCCUUUGUCGCUAUUGGUGACCAUAAUGGCCAUGUUGGUUUGGGGGUAAAGUGUUCGAAAGAAGUAGCAACAGCAAUUCGUGGCGCUAUUGUGGCUGCAAAACUUUCUGUUAUUCCUGUUCGUCGUGGUUACUGGGGUAAUAAAAUUGGUCAACCACAUACUGUUCCCUGCAAGGUCACUGGCAAAUGUGGCUCUGUCCUUGUCCGUCUUAUUCCUGCCCCUCGAGGCACAGGUAUCGUUUCAGCACCUGUGCCUAAAAAGCUGCUGCAGAUGGCCGGUGUUGAAGAUUGUUAUACAUCUGCUGUAGGUCAAACAGCAACGCUUGGGAACUUUGCUAAGGCAACAUACGCUGCUAUACAGCGAACUUAUUCUUACUUGACGCCUGACUUAUGGAAAGAAAAUGUUCUUGAGAAGACACCUUAUCAGCGUUUCUAUGAUAGUUUAGUUCAGCCAGUUCGUACCUAA